AUUUGUUUAGAAUUCUUUUACAUUAUUUUUAGGCUUGACCGAUGCAAUUACACUGCAUCUUGGUUGUAUGUGUGGACGGAUACUUCAUAAAAGAAUGAGACGAUUAUUCCUUGCUUCUUCUGCUUCGCAUAUCUAAACUUGUGUGUACAAACUGAAAUCUAUCAUUGGUAUCAGAGAGUCAGAGACACCGUGACUUGCUUCUGCAAGAAUGGCGAACGGAGAAGACGGAUCAACUUGCGGAUAUACUCCGGCGAAAAUCGUCUGCACUUCAAUUUUUUCCUUGAAUCAACAUGGAAAAAGGGCUAAUUCAGGAAUGCCAUGAGGCAAAACCCCUGCCAAUGCACAUGUUGCAGUAGCCGUACCCAUCAAUAAAACUCCAUUUGGGAAGGUAGUGGCGGCCAGGCAACACCUUUGCUCGAUUUUACUUUUGAGCAAUGGAAUACACUAUUAUCGGUCUUUGGUAAUUUGUCCCACUCUAAUGAUCAGAUGGCUGAUAAGUUUGAUAAAAAUGCAUGGAUUAUUGAUACGGGUGCUACUAACCAUGUGUGUGAAAAUCUGACAUUUUUGUGUCAGAUUAAAUCUAUUGAGCCUUGCUCCGUUGGUUUACCUGAUGGACAGACUGUCAUGGCCACUCAGGAAGGGCGAGUAAUAUUGUCUGAUAAUUUUUAUUUAAAUAAUGUUCUAUAUGUCCCUGAGCUGAGUUGCAAUCUUAUAUCGGUAUCCCAAACGAGUGACCAGCUAGAUUGUUUUGUCCAGUUCACUUGUCACUUGUGUGUUAUACAGGAUCAUCUUUCGAGGAGGCUGAUUGGAACGGGUGAACGGCGAAAUGGACUCUACUAUUUGCGUGAGGAACCUUCAGCGUAGAUUUUGGCAAUAAGAGAAUCAAAGAAUUUGAUUGUGGACUUGUGCCAUCUUCACGAGUAAUUGAACAUUUGGCUCCCGUAAGUGGUGCGAAAUUUGUUGGAAAUUCACCUUGUGAUGUUUGUUUUAAGGCUAAGCAAACUAGGGAUUCUUUUCCUACUAGUAGUUUGAAUAAAACGAAUGCCAUUUUUGAAUUGAUACAUUGUGAUUUGUGGGGUCCAUAUAAUACCCCAUCUUCAUGUGGUGCUAGACAGUUUUUGACAAUUGUGGAUGAUUAUUCUCGUGUCGGGUGGGUUUACCUGCUUAUUGAUAAAAAGGAAGUUUUUAA
Messenger RNA from Cuscuta europaea, 1189 nucleotides. The record is from the annotation of a GenBank genome assembly. Lineage: Eukaryota; Viridiplantae; Streptophyta; Magnoliopsida; Solanales; Convolvulaceae.